Salvia hispanica is the source of this 597-nucleotide messenger RNA. Lineage: Eukaryota; Viridiplantae; Streptophyta; Magnoliopsida; Lamiales; Lamiaceae. The record is from RefSeq and is a predicted model, not a curated record.
AUGGAGGAAGACCGAAUGAGCCAACUCCCUGAUGAUAUUCUUCUACUCAUCUUGGAUAAAAUCGACAUAUAUGAAGCCGUUGAAACCAUGAUUCUCUCCCAUAGAUGGAAAAACGUGUGGCGUUCACUCACCGGCCUCCGCUUCCACUUCCACGUCCCCAGCGGCUUCCGCUGUAACUCUAUCGAGUUACGACCCAAAAUCCUCCCUCAGUGCCAACGUGUCUCCCAAUUCCUCUUUCACCGUGACCCCACAGCCGCCGUCCGCGGCUUCCACCUCUCAUACGACAAUCCGGGCUAUGUUAACAGAGAAUUCAUGGAGGAAUGGGUGCUCUACGCCAUCAAUCACGGCGUUCAAAAGCUUAGAGCUCUUGAAAUCAAUCAAAUCAGCGACAAAACAUAUUCCUUUUCAGCCAAAGAGAUUUCUGCUCCGUUGUUAACCUCAUUUAGAUACGAGGCUCCUAAAGCUUGGGAAUGCGCAAAGGUGAAUCUCCCGAUGUUGGAACAAGUCUACUUAGACAUUUAUGAGAGUAUACACUGUGACAAUCAUACCAACAGUGUUACAAAGUCAUGUAGUGGACUAUUUGAGACAGACUUUUAA